This is a messenger RNA of Fraxinus pennsylvanica, 1353 nucleotides long. The record is from the annotation of a GenBank genome assembly. NCBI's taxonomy places the organism in Eukaryota, Viridiplantae, Streptophyta, Magnoliopsida, Lamiales, Oleaceae.
AUGUCAAGAAGAACCAAUAUGGCGCCACCACUCCGCAGCCGCAGAACCCGCCGGAAACAACCCGACUUCACCUCCUGCCACCACCUCGAUAAAGAAGAAGAAGAAGAAAAUGGAGAAGGUGGGUUAGAGGAGGGAACGUGGAGAUUUCAAGCUGAAUUAUUGAGGGAUGAGUGUAGUUUCUUAAGAACAGAAAGAGAAUUUGCUUUGAAGAAAUUGGAGAAGAAUAGAGUUAAGAUGGAGAGGACACUUCAAUCAGCUGUUCAUACCCUUAUUUCUGGGAAAAAGAAGAUUUCUGAAGGCAAGAAUGAUAAUGCAGUGUUGGAAGAAGAGAUUGAAGAUUUAGCAGAGAAAUUAGACGAGUUGCAGAUGAAUUUAAGGAUUAAUACAAGUCGAAAUCUUGAUAAAGAGAACUCUGUUUCUGAUUAUAGAAGCAGAAAUAAAGCCAUCGGUGUGGAUAAGUUGAGACGAAAAAUGGAGGGGUUCUCAAAGGGCAUGUUAGAUAGAGUCGAGGAAGAUUGCGGUUCAUUGCUUUCUAGUAGAGCCAAUAGUUCAGUUCCCGGUUCUGCUUCUACUUCCAAGCGUGUUGAUCGGUUUAUUGAACCAUCUACCUUUUCCACCCGACAAUCGUAUCAGGAACCAGUGUCACUAGAGGAAAACAAAUGCUCAGGACGUUGCAAGACCAUUAUCAGUAGGAUUGUAGAGCAGGUGAGAGUUGAGAAUGAGCAGUGGUCUCAAAUGCAGCUAAUGCUGGGACGGGUAAGGGGUGAAAUGGACGAACUGCAGGAAUCACGCGAUUUCUGGGAAAGUCAUGCUCUUGAUUUAGAUAGUGAAAUUCAAUCCUUAAGACGUGCGGUGAAAGAAUGGAGAAAGAAAGCGCUCGGUUUCGAAAAGAAGGCUAAUGAACUGCAAGUCAAGUUAUCUUCACUUAAAGGGGUGCUUCAAAAGUCAAAAACAGAGCUGAACUCAGAUCAAAACAAGAAGGUAGGUUCAGUUCCAGAUUUAUGUCCAGUUUCCCUACGCAAACAACUUGAAAAGGAAAAACACGAAUCGAGUUCUCGUUUGGAGGAAGACAAUAAUACUGACGAUACAGUGCGUAAAUGGGAGAAAGCCGACGAAGAGCUGAAGAAAGAAGAAAGCAUUGAAAUAAUGCCGACCAAAAAUUUGCCGGCUAUUUCUUUGGGAAAACAGCUUGCAAAGGAGAAGCUUCGUCGUGCUAUCAAAGGCAGAACAGAGGAACUCUUUGGGAACGGAAGAAGAAAACCACAAGCGUGCAACACUGGACUCGUGGAUACAAAACGAUCCCCAUUAAAAGACAUUGAGAAUUCGGAGGCAUAUUCUCGUUUCAAUCUUUGA